Molecule: messenger RNA, 3276 nt
Organism: Pseudozyma flocculosa PF-1
Lineage: Eukaryota; Fungi; Basidiomycota; Ustilaginomycetes; Ustilaginales; Ustilaginaceae
Exons: 2
Coding region: 1-3276 (1091 amino acids)
Biological process (GO): rRNA processing
Cellular component (GO): small-subunit processome; nucleolus
Source: RefSeq, a predicted model, not a curated record
AUGGCUCGCUCCAGCGGACGCAGCGGCGCAGGCGGCCGAAAGACGGGCGCCAAUCCCGCCACCGCCUCCUCGUCGUCCAAGAAGCGCGGCAGCAGCAACAACGACGCCGCCUUCAACACCGCACAGGCCACCAAGCGCCGCGACAGGAGCGCAGCGGCAGCAGCCGCAAAGGGUCCCACCGACAUCGCAGACGUCUACGACUACGCAGUCGCCGCCACCGCCUCCGGCAGCGCAUCGGGCAGCGCCAAAAAGAAGAAGGACAAGGGCGCCCGGAUCGCACGCAGGGCCAUGGCCGGCCUCGACGGCCAGGACGACGACGACAUCCCGCAGACCUCCCGCUCAAAGGGCAAGCGGAGAGCCGACGACGCCGGCGAGGGUGGUGGCGACGACGAUGACGACGACGACGAGGAGCUCGAUAGCGACUCCGACGCCGGCCGGGGUCCCAUCGGUCCAAAGGUCUUUGACUCGGACGACGAGCUCAACGCUGGCAUCGAGGGCGAGGACGAGGAGAUCGACAGCGACGAGGCCUUCGGCGAGAGCGACGAGGAAAAGUACGGCGACUUCAAGUUCCAGAGCGACGAGCGCAAAAGGUCCAAAGCUCCCUCCAAGAAGCGCGCAUCCAGAUCCAGCAGGGAUGCCGAGUCGGGAGAGGAGGAAGACGAGGAGGAAGAGGAAGAGGACGAGGACGACGGCGACAUGAUGGACCUCAGCCGCAUGCUCGAGUCUGGCUCCGACGACGAUGGCAAAGACCAUGGCAGCGACGGCGACGACGAGUCCAUGGACGACGACGACGACGACGAAGAGGCGGAUGACAAGCUUCGGAGGCACAUUAAUGCGCUCGCCGUCCAGUCCAGCGGCGCCAAGCGAGGGGCGGCGGGCUCCGACGACGAAGAGGGCAGCGGCGGCGACGACCACGACGCCCCCGCGGCCAAGCGGUCACGCAGGGUGCUCAGCGAGCGCACCGAGGCCGUACCCGAGGGCGAGUUUGCCACCACCGGCUCGUCGGGCGGCGCUGCGCUGCGCCUCGAGGACUUCCUCGACCCGCUCAGCGGCCAGGUCGACUUUGCCAACGUCCGCAAGAGCACAAAGGCGCUCGAGGUGCCCAAGUCGCAGCAGCGCAAGGCCCAGGUGGCCUCGCAGCGCGGCGGAGGCGCACUCACCGCGCCCCUGCCUGCCGUGCUGCAGGACAAGCUGGACCGGCAGGCGGCCUACAGCGUCACCAAGGACGAGGUGCAGGGCUGGGCGCCCACCAUCAAGCAGAUUCGCGAGGCCGACCACCUCUCGUUUCCGCUGCAGAAGCCCCAGACGACGCGGCCCUCGACGGCGGGGCUGGUGGCCAGCUUCCAGCCGGCCAACGAGCUCGAGUCCGAGAUUGCCGGCAUGCUCGAGAUGGGCGGCAUGACCGAGAAGCAGCUCGCCGAGCAGGAGGACCUCGCCAUGAACCGCCUCGACCCCGAGGAGAUCAAGGCGCGCCGGGCCGAGCUGCGGCGCAUGCGCGACCUCAUGUUCCGCGCCGAGCAGAAGGCCAAGCGCGUCAAGAAGAUCAAGUCCAAGGCCUACCGCAAGGUGCACCGCAAGGAGCGCGAGCGCCUCCAGGCCAAGAUGCGCGAGCUCGGCAUGGGCCCCAACGGCGAGCAGCUCGACCUCGAGGACUCCGAGGGCGAGAACGAGGAGCGCCUGCGCGCCGAGCGCGACCGGGCCAUGGAGCGCGCCACGCUCAAGCACAAGAACACGAGCAAGUGGGCCAAGCACGUCCUCGGCAACCGGCACGGCGCCGAGGGCAAGGAGGCCCGCGAUGCCAUCGAGGACCAGCUGCGCCGCGGCGAGCAGCUGCGCAGGCGCAUCCAGGCCAGGGGGUCCGACGACGAGCGCAACAGCGACGCGUCCGACUACGACGACGACGACGACUACGACGAAGGCGACGACGACCAUGCGAUCCAGGCCAAGGCAUUUGACGAGCUGGCCACGCUCGAGGCCAAGGAAGAGGCGAGGCGCGAGCGCGACGAGGCCGAGCUCGAGAGGGCGGGCGGAAAGAAGGGCGUCUACAACAUGAAGUUUAUGAAGGACGCCCGCGAGCGCCAGGCCAAGAACGUCCGCGGCAUGGUCGACGACUUCAAGGAGGAGAUGGCCGGCCUCGUCGGCGGCAGCGACGUCGAAGGCGAGGGUAGCGACGGCGAUGGCCAAGGGCCCGGCGGCAACGGCAAAGCCGCCGCCACGUUGGUCGGCGGCAACCGAGGCAGGGCCAUGUACGGCACCGGGCAGAUCCAGACGGCUGCACCCACCGCCGGGCCGAGCGAGGUGGUCGACGAGACGGCUGCCGGUGCAUCCGACGGCAAGAAGAAGAAGAAGGCCAACAAGUCAGGCGAUGCCGCCGCUCUCGUCGAGAUUGGCGGAGAGGCGACCAAGGCGUCGGCGCCGCCGUCCGGCCGGAAGGGUGGUCGUGGUCCGGGCAUCUCCAACGGCGCCGCCUCGUCGGCCGCUACGGCGGCCUCGAUCAACCCGUUCGCCAGCGACUCGACGCCGGACGCCGCCAACCCCUGGCUGGCUGCGGACGGCAAGAGCGGGAGCGGCGCGGUGUCGUCCAAGAAGAAUGCCAUCCUGGUUGGCAAGGGGAGCAACUCCGAGGCCAAGGCGGCGUCGCGGAUGCGCAAGGACCGGGCGCGGGGCUGGGAGGCGACCGAGGCGCGGCGCGAGGACGAGGAGGUGGACAUCGACCUCUCUGUGCGGCUCGACCAGGGCAACGACGACGACGACGACGACGACGACCGCGGCUCGGUCGACGAGCCCCGGCCCAUCAACCCGUCUUCGCGCAACCCGUCGGCGUUCCAGCAGCGCGACCUGGUGUCGCAGGCGUUUGCGGGCGACGACGUGCAGACGGCGUUUACGGCGGAGAAGGCAGCGCUGAUUGAGGCCGAGGCGCCCAAGGAGGUCGACACGACGCUGCCCGGCUGGGGCAGCUGGGGCGGCAAGGGGGUCAAGGCCAAGAAGAAGCGCAACGCCAGCAACGUCGUGACGCUGCCCGGGCUCGAGGCGUCGCAGCGGCGCGACGCGGGCAUGGCGCACGUCGUCAUCAACGAAAAGAAGGACAAGAAGGCCGAGGCGUUUCGGGUCAAGGACCUGCCGCGCCCCUUUACCAGCCGGGCGCAGUACGAGAUGGCGAUGCGCAACCCGCUCGGCCCCGAGUGGAACACGCGCAUCGAGCACCAGCGCCUCAACAUGCCCCGCGUCACCAAGAAGCUCGGCAAGGUCAUCAAGCCCAUCGAGCGCAAGUUCUAA